This is a messenger RNA of Teleopsis dalmanni, 1657 nucleotides long. Its product is annotated as probable cytochrome P450 4ad1. Gene Ontology annotation, molecular function: heme binding; monooxygenase activity; oxidoreductase activity, acting on paired donors, with incorporation or reduction of molecular oxygen. The transcript has 9 exons. Bases 41 to 1612 code for a protein of 523 amino acids. Lineage: Eukaryota; Metazoa; Arthropoda; Insecta; Diptera; Diopsidae. The record is from RefSeq and is a predicted model, not a curated record.
CAAGUAAAACGAAGAACGCUUCGACGAAACACUUUUAAAAAUGUUAGGAAUUUUUUUAUUUUCUUGCUGUGUUGCACUUCUCUAUUGGAUACACAAAUAUUAUCAUACGUUUUGGAAACAUUUGAAUAAGUUUCCAGGACCACUCGCAAUUCUGCCACUUGGAAACUUUCUUCAAAUGACUUUAAGCAUGGAGAAAAAUUUCAAAACAAUGCUUGGAUAUUGUCGACAAUACAAAUACAAUGAUUUUCGAUUUUAUGGUGGCUUGAGUCCAUAUCUUUUAAUUCUAAAACCAGAGAGCAUGGAACAUAUAUUGACUAAUGUUGAGAUCAGUAGUAAAGAAGGUACGUACAAGUUACUUCGACCAUGGCUAGGAAAUGGAAUCGUUGUGGCCAAUGGCAGUUACUGGCAUCAGCGUCGAAAAAUGUUAACACCAUUUUUCCAUUUCGAUAUUAUCAAACAGUAUUUGCCUAUUAUCAAUAACGUAGGAGAUCGUUUCAUAACGCAUUUGAAGAAAUAUUCCCAAACAUUUGAAGUAUUCGAUAUGCAAAAUUUAGGACAACGUGUCACCAUUGAUAUGCUAAGCGAGACCGCAAUGGGAAUUAAACUAAAUGCAUUAGAUAGUAAUACUUCUUCUAUAUGUGACAAAAUACACACUUUGGGAGAGCUUUUUCAACGGCGCCGAUUUUUCUUGCUUUAUAAUAUACCUAUGUGUUAUGAAUAUACAGCUGACUACAAAAAACAACAACUUUACAUUAAAGAGAUAAAAGUUUUCAUUAAAAAUCUUAUUGAAAAUCGUCGCAAAGAAUUACUUGGAUCAAAUAAUAAUGAUAUAAAAGCUAACUUAAAUGAUGACAAAGAUAAACAGAAGUAUAAAUACAAAUCCCUACUUGAUUUCAUGGUUAUAGCAAAUAAAGAUGAAGAAGUUUUUUCACAACAGAACAUGAUUGAUGAAAUAAAUACAUUUUUACUAGCGGGUAACGAUACGACAGCACAAUCCAUGAGUUUUACUUUGUUUUGCCUUUCGAGACAUCCGCAUAUUCAGCAAGCAGCUGUUGAUGAACAAAUCAGAAUAUUCGGUACAGACAAGGAGCAACAACCAACUUUCCAGAAUUUAAAUGACAUGAAAUAUCUAGAUCUUGUAAUAAAAGAAACAUUGCGCGUUUUUCCCACCAUUCCUUUUGUAGAACGUACAUUAAUAGAAGAUACAAUACUUGAUGGUAAAUUUGUUCCAAAGGGCACAAAUCUUGUACUUGCUUUUGUAGCUUUGGGACAAAAUAAAGAUUAUUUCGAAGAUCCUAUGAUAUUUAAACCUGACCGAUUUGAUGCUGAUAAACGUAAAAACAUUAAAAAUUUUACUUAUAUUCCAUUUAGUGCUGGUUCCAGAAAUUGUCUUGGUCAGAAAUUGUCGACUAUAAUGCUAAAGAUAAUACUAUCAAAAGUAUUGCGAUCAUAUGAACUAUUACCAAGUGCAGAAGGCUUAUCGACUGGUAUACACGAUUUAACUGAUGAAAAGGACAUAAUUGAUAAUCCUUUUGAUCCACGUUUACAAUUUGGAGUUUCAUUGCAAUCUUCUAAUGGUAUUUUGCUACGAAUAAAAGAACGUCAGUAUUAAUAUAUAAUUAUAACAUAGUAUAAUAUAGUACAGUAUAGUAAUUUA